Morone saxatilis (striped sea-bass) is the source of this 918-nucleotide messenger RNA. RefSeq names its product microfibril associated protein 5 (gene mfap5). Gene Ontology annotation, cellular component: microfibril. NCBI's taxonomy places the organism in Eukaryota, Metazoa, Chordata, Actinopteri, Moronidae. Gene Ontology annotation, biological process: embryonic eye morphogenesis. The coding region runs from base 121 to 507 and encodes 128 amino acids. The record is from RefSeq and is a predicted model, not a curated record. The transcript is spliced from 7 exons.
GAGGAGGAGGGAGGAGAGGGAAGGAGGGGAAAGAAGGGAAGACAAAAGAUUCAUAAAACUAAAGCAGUUGUGGACGACAGCAAAAGUUCUCGUAAAGCUAACCUCUUACAAGUUGAAGGAAUGGGCAGCUUUCCAGUGGUCCUGCUCCUCUGCAGUUUCCACGCGCUCACAGCUGUAGCCCAAACCCAGCAGGAUGAGAGCACUGAGGCACCUGCAGGCACCUUGCCAGCAAACUGUAGGGAGGAGAUGUAUCCUUGCACCAGGAUGUACUCAGUUCACCGGCCCAUCAAGAGAUGUAUUGGUGGUCUUUGUCUCUACAGCCUUCCUCGUGUCUAUGUGAUCAACAAUGAGAUCUGCAUGAGGACAGUAUGCCAGCAGGAUGAGUUUCUGAAAGCCGAACUGUGCAGAGAGUUGUCCGGGUGGCCCAGGCGUGUCGAGAGGUCAUCUAAUAGGAAACGCUGUCGCAAUCGCCGUAGCAACCCCAAAACCUGGGCAAACAAGGCCUGAUGUGGCCACCGGUGAGGAUGGAGCCCCUCAGAGACCAAAACCAGAAGCGUUGUCAUAAAAACAGCCCAUAACACCAUAAAUCCACCACUCAACACCUGGGGGUCUCGUUCUUUCUCUUUCACACAUACACACAAGUGAGCUGAGUCAUAUCUAUCUUUAUGUAUUAGUCUUUUGUGUGUGAACGCUGAACGUGUGCUCAUUUCGUCUGUGUGUUGUUAGACACAGAUCAUGUCUUCCAUGGUUUACGACCCAUUUAAGGUACUGUAGUAAUGGGCCUAUAGCAGCACUGAGUCAUUUCAUUGUACAAAGAAAGACCCACUCUGUUUUGGAUUGUAAGGUACUCAUUCACAAUCCCGUAUUACGUGCACUAUUGUAUCCAAGAAAAUAAAACUACAUUUGUUCACAAGUUAA